Molecule: messenger RNA, 4599 nt
Organism: Helianthus annuus (common sunflower)
Lineage: Eukaryota; Viridiplantae; Streptophyta; Magnoliopsida; Asterales; Asteraceae
Exons: 3
Coding region: 1-4599 (1532 amino acids)
Biological process (GO): DNA integration
Molecular function (GO): RNA-DNA hybrid ribonuclease activity; nucleic acid binding
Source: RefSeq, a predicted model, not a curated record
AUGAAUACGGAAUGGGAAGAGGAGGAAGACGACCCAACUUACAAGGGGGAAUCCACAGUGUUUAGCAGACUUCCUCCGGAACACGAAGCAUACAAACCAACCAAGCGCGCGGGGUACAACCCCAAAGCAGAGCAUGAUUACACCUUGAGCUAUCGUCCUGAGGACAUGGCUGAAAAUUCAAAAUUCAUUCGAGAAAUCGCGUGCGCGGCCAUCGACAAAACGAAAUUACCACACAACGUGGGUAAAUACAACGGGUUGACGGACCCAGACGAUCACCUCCAGGUGUUUAAAGGUGCAGGAGCAACAAGCGGAUGGAACUUACCAACAUGGUGCCACCUGUUUGCUCAGACAUUCGUUGGCGCGGCGCGCAUUUGGUUCGAUAACUUACUGGCUGGAAAAAUCAAAUCAUGGGUCGAUUUCCGAGAGAAGUUCCUAGCACACUUCUCUCAGCAGCGAAGACAAGCCAGAGAUCCGGGUGAUUGUCUGAACAUAUGGAGAAAAGACUAUGAAAGCGUAGAAGAUUUCAUUACAAGGUACAACAAAGAAUGUCUAGAGAUCGGAGACAUACCAGAGAAAAUGAUGCGCGCACACUUCAUGCGAGCGGUCAAGUGCGACGAUCUGGUUAAAAGAAUCAAAGGGCGAGAUGGAGGACCCAAAGACUGGGAAACCUUCAUUGAAGCGGCCAAGACUAUUGCGCAGACAGACAGGCAACUGACCGGUGACGAUCACCAUACGGGCCACUUGACCGAUGAUUGCUUUAGCCUAAAGCAAGAAAUCGAAAGAGCUCUAAGAGACGGAAAGCUCAGUCACUUAGUCAAGGGAGGAAAGCGUGAUUACCGCCAGAUACAACGAAGAGAUGAAGGUCCAGACAACAAGAAGCUCAGAAAGCUAGAAACUCAUAUGGUGCAAGGAGGUCCACGGCGACCAAGAAAAAACUACAACAAGCGCGCGCAGGAUGAUUCAUGGCGCGAGAAGCAAGUGGUUUUCCCAGUUGUCAGGGGAGGCCCGAGAGAAAAGCGGCUAAUAGUCAUCCCAGGGGUGAUCGGCCACUACCAAACAGAUUACAUCUUUAUUGAUCCCGGGAGCACCGCGAACAUCAUAUAUGAACAGUGCUUCAAUCAAUUUGACCAAGAGGAUAAGGCGCGCCUAGAACCAGUCGAUUACCCACUAACUGGUUUCUGCAACGAGGCCGUCUUUCCCCUAGGACAAAUAUCAUUCCCAGUAUUGCUUUCUGAUGGGAGAAAUUCAAGAACCGAAGAAGUCACAUUCAUGGUACUACUGGCACAUUCAAGACAUGACAUCCUCCUAGGAAGAGAAUCCCAAGGAGAUUUCAGCAUGAUCUGUUCCGCACCACAUUCUGCCAUAGGUUUUCCAACCGAAACAGGCAUCGCGUUGAUAUACGCAAGCAAAGAAGUGCUAGCAACAGAUGAAAUCAGACCGGAAAAAGCAAGCAAACAGGCACCGCGCAUAGAAGCAGAGAAAUGGGUAUUGAACAACGCAUACCCAGAACAAACAGUCACCCUGGGCCCAGCCAUGUCUGAUCUAACCCGCGCGGCGCUGAAAAAAUUACUACACGAAAACAUGGACGUGUUCGCCUGGACUCCGGCCGAUAUGGUUGGCGUCCCACGGCACAUCGCAGAACACCGGCUAAACGUCUCAGAAGAUGCAAAGCCAGUAGUGCAUGCUAAACGACACCUGGGGGACAUCAAACAUGAUGCAAUGAAGGAACAAGUGUUGGAACUGCUAAACGCAGGUAUCAUCAGGGAAGUCCGAUACCAAACAUGGGUAGCAAGCCCAGUAAUGGUAAAGAAACCGAAUGGCAGUUGGCGAAUGUGUGUCGAUUAUAAGGAUCUGAACAAGGCAUGUCCACGUGACUGCUACGCUUUACCAGAUAUAGAUGAGAAAAUCGAUUCUUUGGCAACAUUCCGGUGGAAAUGUUUCUUGGACUGCUACAAAGGGUAUCACCAGGUCCAAAUGGCCAUUCAAGAUGAAGAUAAAACCGCAUUCUGCACGCCAACGGGGCUGUAUUGUUAUACCAAAAUGCCGUUCGGCUUAAAAAAUGCAGGUGCAACGUACCAAAGGUUGAUGAACGAAACAUUCAGUGACGCCAUCGGUAAGUACAUCGAAGUGUACAUGGAUGAUCUGGUAAUCAUGAGCAAGGAGGAGAGCGCGAUGCUGGCAAAUAUCCAGAAGACCUUCAACACACUGCGAAGCGUAAGCAUCAAACUGAAUCCAGCAAAGUGCUCAUUCGGAAUGGAAGAGGGAAAGUUUCUGGGCUUCAUAGUCACUAAAGAUGGUUUUAAGGUGAAUCCGGAGAAGGUCCAAGCCAUAGACAGGAUGCCUUCACCAGCAAACGUCAAAGACAUGCAAAAGCUUGCAGGACGACUGGCAGCACUCAAUCGUUUCCUCGCCAACCACGCGGCAAAAUCCUUCCCAUUCAUCAAGACCUUGCGCAACUGCAUGAAGAAAAACCAGUUCCAAUGGACUCCGGAAGCAGAAAAUGCGUUCCGCGAGAUGAAAGACUGUCUCAUCAAGUUACCAACUUUAACGGCACCAAACAAAGGAGAACCUUUGGUCCUGUACCUCUCAGCUUCCGACAAGGCAAUCGGAGCCGUACUGCUUGUUGAUCGCCAAGGUGUCCAGACACCUGUGUAUUAUGUGUCUCGAACCCUGACUGACCCAGAAACCAGAUACGCAAUCAUGGAAAAGCUUGUCCUCGCACUGAUUCACGCCUCAAGAAGGCUACGCAGAUAUUUCGCCAACCACGUCAUUCACGUGCUAACAAACUACAAUAUUGGAAAUAUCCUAGCAAGGCCAGAAGUGUCAGGAAGGUUGGCCAAAUGGGCAAUAGAGCUGGGGGGACAUAACGUAGUUUUCAGACCACGACCAUCAAUCAAAGGCCAAGUUUUGGCAGACUUCAUGACGGAGGUCCCGGAUGACAAAGACAGAGAGUGUAAAGCGAUGGAGAAAGCCGAGAAAAAACAAACCGAAGAACCAUGGCGACUGUACACAGAUGGUGCAUCCAACGAAGACGGGGCAGGCGCAGGGCUAAGGCUAGUAAGCCCCGACAAACAUGAGUUCACAUACGCCAUACGCCUAGACUUCAAGAGCACAAACAAUGAAGCAGAGUACGAAGCCUUUCUGGCCGGCUUGCGUUUGGCAAUCAAAAUGGGGGUCCGACACAUCGAAGCACAUGUGGACUCCAUGUUAGUAGCAGGCCAAAUCAACGGCCAGUACGAAGCCAAGGGCGACAUAAUGGCACUCUAUCUCAACCAAGCAAAAACGUUGUUACAAACUUUCUAUUCCUACAAGGUGCAUCACAUAAACCGCAGCGAAAACAAGCCGGCAGAUGCUUUAAGCAAGCUUGCGUCGACAAGUUUCCAGCACUUAGCAAAGGAUGUGCGCAUAGAAGUUUUGAGCAACCCAUCUGUUCCACUCAGAGAAGUCAGCGUCAUCCAAACAGGAACCACGUCCUGGAUGACACCCAUAAUCAUGUACUUACAGUCCGGGAUACUUCCAGAAAAUAAAGCUGAGGCGCGGAAAGUCCAAUACAAAUCAGAACAUUAUCAGAUGGCAGACGGGAUACUGUAUCGAAAGUCAUAUCUCGGCCCACUGCUAAGAUGUGUUGAUGCCGACGACGCAAAUUAUCUGAUCCGGGAAGUACAUGAAGGCAUUUGUGGUAUCCAUGUCGGGCCGCGAAUGGUAGUGGCAAAAGUAAUGAAUGCCGGAUACUACUGGCCCGGGAUGCACCUCGACGCCGUGAAAGAAUUGAGAAAAUGCAGUGGCUGCCAAAGGCACGCACCAAAAACCAUGCGGCCCAAAAACGAGCUGGUACCAGUAACAACCGCAUGGCCUUUUCAGCAAUGGGGCAUAGACAUGGUGGGCCCCUUUCCAGAGGCUCCGGGGGCAGUUAAGUUCAUCAUAGUCGCGGUCGAUUACUUCACCAAGUGGGUAGAAGCAAAGGCACUCGCAUCAACCACGUCGGCAGUCGUUAAACGCUUCAUAUGGGAACAAAUCAUAUGCCGGUUCGGCCUACCACUCAGAAUCAUCACCGACAAUGGAACAAACUUUGCAGCAGAUGAUCUCGAACGAUGGUUCAAGGAACUAAACAUUGAACAUACCUUCUCGUCGGUUGCACAUCCGCAAGGGAAUGGUCAAGUUGAAGCGGUCAACAAGAGCAUCGUCGAUGGCAUCAAAGCAAGGCUCGGUGAAAAAAGGCGUGGGUGGGUCGAUGAACUACCCAGCAUAUUGUGGGCCCAUAGAACAAUGCCAAAAAAAAAAAAAGAAAGGAGGAUCGACCUGGAUCUCCUAGAAGAACGGAGGGAGAUGGCAGCAAUCAAUGAAGCCAUAUACAAAUCAAAGCUUGAAAAGUAUUACAACUCCCGAGUCCGGAUCUGCACCUUCAACCCAGGGGACUACGUCUUAAGAGACAACGAAGCGUCCAACGCAGAAAAACCGGGGAAACUGGCCCCUAAGUGGGAAGGCCCAUACAUCAUUGAUGAGGUACUCAGCAAAGGAGCAUACAAGUUACGCACCAUGACCAACAAAGAGGUUCCACGAACCUGGAAUGCCCAACAGUUACGAAAAUGCUACAUAUAA